Messenger RNA from Drosophila pseudoobscura, 2868 nucleotides. RefSeq names its product testis-expressed protein 2-like. Gene Ontology annotation, cellular component: endoplasmic reticulum. The transcript is spliced from 7 exons. NCBI's taxonomy places the organism in Eukaryota, Metazoa, Arthropoda, Insecta, Diptera, Drosophilidae. Gene Ontology annotation, molecular function: lipid binding. The coding region runs from base 46 to 2811 and encodes 921 amino acids. The record is from RefSeq and is a predicted model, not a curated record.
CACAUCCACAAGUCCAACGAGAAGGCCAAUCAUCAGGCGGCAGCCAUGAACAGGAAGAACAUCAGCCCCAGUCCCAGUGCGCCGUCCUGUUCGUUUCGUAGCGGCUUUCUGCGAAGACGCAACGUGCUCGAUGCGGACAGUGAGCCAUCGACCAGCCAGCAGGCAGCAGAGGCCAGGCAGAAUGCCUCCACCUCCUCCAUGGAGAUUACCAUUGCCAGUGGCAAGGCAAAGCACCGGGGCAAGGCCCGCAAGGAUAUGGAGAUUGAGGCUAGAGUUGAGGUGCUCGAGGACAUGAUACCCAUGUCGAUCAACCGAGCAGGUUUGCCGGUCGUGCGGCCAGAUUUGGAGCAGGCGCCUACGGAUGAUAGGAAUGGCGGGAGGAAGGGAGAUGGGGUCGAUACACGCGUGUCCUUUGAUGAAAGGCCUCCCGAUAGGCCACAAUCCAAGUCGCGGUUCAGCUUAUUUUCCAGAGGAAGCUCUAUCAGCUUAACUGGAUGGCGUAGUCAUCGCGGAACGGUGUCAUCCAUUGCCACGCCCAUAGCGCUGGGGGCCUCCAUGGUGGUGCUGAUGAUCCUGCCGAUGCAGGACUUCCUACGCGGUGUCUUCGCCACAAUGCUGUUCAAGGCUCUAAUGGACUCCUGCGGCAAACACCUGCGCUGGGUCUUUGAUCAUUUCAUGUUCUCCGCCCAUCCGGAAAGGGGUGUCUUCGGGAUACCGAACUACGAGGACAUGCCCAUCUGUGAGAUCCCAUCGUCGGCGGAUCAAAGGACGAUUGUGACAUACUCGGGCUGGAUGAACGAGAUAGACAGCUACGAUCCGCACACCUUCUCCUUCCACCUGACACGAUCAAUCUAUGUGCGACUGGAUGGCUGCAUCCUGAAUAUGUCCGGCACCCAAGCGAGGAUACCGAAGCGUUGCAUGUGGAACGAGCAGCCCAUCGAUACCAAGAAGGUCCUUUUCACCGAUCAUCGCUCCUAUGAUCUGAGGGACUGUCGCGUUGAGCUACUGCCCGAAGGCCUGGCCAAGAAGCGCUACUUCAAUCGCAAGUAUCCCAUCCAGCUGACCAUCCAGAACGCCUGUAAGUCACCCUCGGCUAGUCUGUCAACUGAAUCUCUGUUGAUCUCAACGCUCAGGCUGGAGUCCAAGGAGGCCCGAACAUCACUAAGCCUUGCCGAGGGCUCCACGCCAGCCGCUGAGGAUCAGGAUAAACAGAAUCUUGCCGCAGACAUGAGACGCAUUCAAUCGAACUCGAACUCGAACUCUGAACAAUCUCGGAACAAUGUCUAUGCGGACGUGGAGCUGAACGACAUCUCGGUGCCCUGUGGCGAUGAGGUUCGCCUGUUGCUCUUCACGCGAUGUGACCGGGAGAAGGAGGACUGGUAUCGCCGCUUCAUCGCCGCCAGCAAGGGGCGUGUCCAUGAGCAGGAGCUUCAGGUGCCGAUGGCACGUUUUGUGGAGGACACUGACCUGCAGAUGGCCGCCGCCAGGCAGGCAGCAGCCCGCAUGGACGACGCCAUGGGUGGACUCAAGGCGGUCCCGAAGGAUAAUCAGAUGGAUAAUCGGAGCUUGGGCGAGGUAUCGUUUGCCACCACUGUGACUGAAGGUCAGCAGACGCCCGAUUUAGAGAUCGAAGAGAUAACCUUGGAUGAUUUACUUACCGAGGCGCCAAAGGAGGAGACAUUCGAGGGAAUGAUCAUGAGUUCCGAUGUGUCUAGGAAUCCUCCAGAUUAUGUCCGUUUCAUGUCCGUCUACCAGAAAGCUUGCCGACAGUCCCAGAUCCCAGUUACCAAAGUAUCCCGCCUCGAGAACGGCUCAGAGAAAAAGAAAAAUCGGCGCGCCAAGCGCCAAGAACAUGAAUUAUGGAAGGGCGUUAACCAUUCCCUGUUUCUGGGCCCCUCCGGCAGCGUAGUCUGGGCCAAUGUCCUGAUGGGGCGGUGCCUCUUCAGCAUGCUGCAUGACGCGAUACUCCAAGAAAGGAUCAAGGAAUUUCUGCAGAAGAAGCUCAACUCCGUUAAGUUGCCCAGCUACAUGGAGGAGGUGAUCAUAACGAACAUCUAUAUGGGCGGAUCGCCCGUGCUGUGCCAUCGAGUCUCCCAGCCUAUGCUGGACGAGCGCGGUGUGUGGGUGGAUGCGGACCUCACCUACGAGGGACUGGCUCACAUUACGGUGACCACCAAGCUCAAUUUGCGGCGAAUCCGAGCCAAGGCCAAGGCCACGCCAUUGCAAGCCGAAAGCGUUCCCAGCGCAUCGGCCCAGCGAGAUCUACCUCAGUAUAUGGGGGACGAUGACACACCGAUGGACAGCACGACCGCCAUCUACGACAGCGAUGGCGGGAGUAGUGGCUCCUCCGACGAAGUUGACAGCCCACCGACGGGCGCCACAACUGAGAAUGCGUCCAGGACUGACUCCCAAAACACGCCGAGGAAAACACAAAGCAUCUUCAAGAUGGUCCAACGGAAAGCCGGAUCAAAACUAUCCCGAUAUGUCAAUGAGCUGCCGUACGUGCAGCGACGCAUAGAGAGAAUGAAUGCAAACAUCACGCUGCGCGUUGAUCUCAAUGGCAUGGUGGCUCGUGGGACAAUCAACAUACCGCCCCCGCCGUCCGAUCGGGUGUGGUUGUGCUUCCGGGGGCCACCACGAUUGUGGAUAUCCACGAAGCCUCAAGUGGGCGACAAGUCCGUCGACUGGACAUUUGUUACCAACGUCAUUGAGAGCAAGCUGUGCGAGACUGUCAACAAGUUUUUAGUCUACCCGAAUAUGGUGGAUGUUACCAUACCCCUCCUGGCCAAACCCAGCUACGAGGACGAGUAGCCCAACUAAAUGUCUAAACGCAUAUUAUCAUUUGACACAAAGUGUGUGCACAUUCAG